Molecule: messenger RNA, 2003 nt
Organism: Prosopis cineraria
Lineage: Eukaryota; Viridiplantae; Streptophyta; Magnoliopsida; Fabales; Fabaceae
Product: cysteine-rich receptor-like protein kinase 10
Exons: 7
Coding region: 324-2003 (559 amino acids)
Biological process (GO): protein phosphorylation
Molecular function (GO): ATP binding; protein kinase activity
Source: RefSeq, a predicted model, not a curated record
GAUUGGUUCAGUUCGUAUUCAAUGAAGCAUUGGCUGUUGCAUGUACUAUAAAUAAACACACAACAAACACUUGGGUGUUUCCUAAAGGCAACAUGGAGCUGAAAGAAACAUACAUGCAUUCCCUUUACUUCAUCUCAUUAGUGAAAAGCUUCACAUUUAUCCCAACAAACUAGCCAGGGAAGCCUAGCGUGAAAAUGUUUCACUCCCUAGACUGCAGAAUUUUCUUCUGGUUUUAUUCUCAGUUUCUUCGUUUAUCAUCCGCUGUAACUCCCAGAUAACCUACCUCAAAGAGGCCUGUAAUCAUCCAUCUAAUAGCAGAAAUUAUGCAAAAUUCAAAUCUCACUUUCCUCUUGAAUUCUUUGUCGUCUAAAUCAUCCCUUCACAGCUUUUACAAAGGUUUUUCACGUAAUCUUUAUGGUCUCUACCUCUGCAGGGGUGAUGUUUCCCUUCAAACCAGCCAAAACUGCGUCAAAGUUGCAAUUCGAGAAAUCAAAAUCUGGUAUGAUCAGUGCAUGCUCAGAUACUCUCAAAGGAAGUUCUUUGGAGUGGCUCAAAUUUCGCCAGCAAAAUUCAUGUGGAAUCAGAAAAAUAGGACUUCAGUCAGUCAACCCGAUGUUGAAGCGCUAGCUCUGAUUUACCAACUCAUAAAAGAAGCCACAAACACAUCUAUGCUGUUCAGAGCAAACGGUUCGGAGGUGGUGGCAAAUAGUUCUGAGCAUCGAUAUGGGCUUGUGCAGUGCACAAGAGACUUGGACAGUAGUUCAUGCAGCUUCUGUUUGUCACAAUUGAUGGUAGAAGCACAGAAGUUUCCCCGGCAGAAGGCUCGUUGGCACAUAUUGGGUCCAAGUUGCAAUAUAAGACAUGAAAAUUAUAUCUUCUAUCAGCAAAUUGGCGGACCAGAUAUUGCCCCUGUAUCACCAAUUUACCCGCCAGAUGAUGCAGGUUCUGCUGAAGGAUUCACAUCCAAAGUUAGAGCCAGUGUAGUUAUGCUUGUCCCGAUUGCAAUGGCUGCAGCUUUUUUGGGUUUUGCAACUUACGUAUGUUUUCACUGGAAAGGAAAACUUAAAGGGGGAGAAACAAUUGAUGAAAUUCUGACACAGAAGUUGGAGAAUUCAAAGAAGCCCCACUUUAAAGAGAAAGGAACCGCGAAAGAUGAGUACAACAAUGGAGAAGUUCAAAACUAUCGUUUGAAGACCAUUAAGGUCGCAGCAGACUAUUUCUCAGAAGAAGCCAAGCUAGGGAAAGGAGGAUUUGGACUCGUUUUCAAGGGGAAGUUGAGUAAUGGCAAGGAGAUAGCAGUUAAGAGGCUUUCAUUCAAAUCAGGGCAAGGCCUUGAAGAGUUCAAGAAUGAAGUGACAUUGAUAGCAAAACUCCAACACAAAAAUCUUGUGAGCCUUUUGGGGUUCUGUCUGGAAGAAAAUGAAAAGCUUCUGGUCUAUGAAUACAUGCCAAACAAUAGCCUUGAUACCUUCUUGUUUGAUCCAAUAAAACGUCAACGACUAGAUUGGUCUAAGAGGAGGAGUAUUAUAAAGGGAAUUGCUAGAGGACUCCUGUAUUUGCAUGAGGACUCAAGGCUAAAAAUUAUCCAUAGAGAUCUAAAAGCAAGCAAUGUGUUACUAGAUGAAGAGAUAAAUCCAAAAAUAUCAAAUUUUGGAACCGCUAGAAUUUUUGUCAGCAAUCAAAUUCAAGCUAGUACUGAAAGAGUUAUUGGUACAUAUGGAUAUAUGACACCUGAAUAUGCUUUAGAGGGAUUAUUUUCCAUCAAGUCAGAUGUUUACAGCUUUGGUGUCAUCAUGCUAGAAAUUAUCAGUGGAAAAAGAAACACCGGCUUCUACCAACCAGAACGUGGUUUGAGUCUUCUCUCCCAUGCAUGGCGACUCUGGAAUGAAGGCAAGGGACUUGAACUUGUGGAGCGUCACUUGGUCAACACUUGCCCGGAUAAGGAUGAAGCUUUGAGAUGGAUCCGCAUCGGGCUUCUGUGCGUUCAAAAUAUUUUUAUUUGA